GACAGCGGUGAGCGUCAAAGAGGCCGAAGUAGAGUGAAGCAGUUUACACGUUUGUUUAAGAAAAAAAGUUGUCAGGUUUUAUUUACAGUGUUUUCAGGCGCAAAGAUGAUGCAGGCUUUGAAAGGCGUCAGAUACGUGACAUCCAGCACGAUGAAACAAGCAGUUUCAGAGCUCUCCGUGGCAGUCCCGUGGGGGGAGAUCCGAGGUAAAGUCUGGGGUCCUGACCACGGACAUCCUGUGCUGUGCCUGCACGGCUGGGCUGACAACUGCGGUACAUUCAACACGCUCGUUCCCCUCCUGCCAAAAGAGUGCCGAUAUGUGGCAGUGGACCUGGCAGGUCACGGUCGCUCGUCGCACCGUCCUCCUGGAGUUCUGUACGCCUUUCCUUCCUACGUGAUGGAUGUACGCAGAGUUGUUGAUGCUCUGCAGUGGAGCAAAUUCUCCAUUAUAGGCCACAGCAUGGGUGGUAACGUUGCAGGAAUGUUCAGCGCUCUGUAUCCGGAGAUGGUGGAUGCCAUUGUGCUGCUGGACUCCUACGGAUUUUUACCUACAGACCAGAAGGAAAUGCCCAAAGUGAUCAGGCAGGGGUUUGAAGAGAUACUUCUGUUUGAAAAAACGAUGGAGGAGAAGAAGAGAGUGUACACUUACGAGAAGGCAGUAGAAAGGUUGAUGUCUGUAAACCAAACUCUUUCUGAACGCUCUGCGAAAAUCCUUCUGGAGCGAGGUCUGGUUCAGGUUGAGGGAGGAGUUGUGUUCUCCAGAGACUUUCGUGUUAAUCUGAAAAACAUAGCACGCAUCAGUUUGGAGCAGAGUCUGGAGCUGCAUUCGAGGAUAACGGCCUCUAUCCUAGUUGUUCUAGCAGAAAGUGGCUUGGAGAAAAUAUUUGCUGAAGACGAGCAAAAGAAAUUUACAUCAGCACUUCUUCAGGCCUACAGGGACAAAAAUCAUGCCGUGGUGACUGUUCCAGGUGAUCAUCACAUCCACCUGAAUAAGCCUGACAUCGUCGCUCCAGUUGUGUCGGACUUCCUGCAGACCAAAGUCCUCUCACGCUCUGCUACACCAACUAAUGGCCAGACCUCGAAGUUAUAACAGACCAGUUACUCCUCGAGUCACGUCACACUGACUCUACUGCUAAUCCUGUAUUUAUACUGUACUAUUUACACAGGUUUAACUUUGGUGCUUAAAACUCACUCGGCUGGUCGUCUUAGCGGACUCAUGAAUUAUUUAAAGCAUUUUAAAAGGUAGUGAUGCUGUUGAUUUAAAUGAGAAAACAUAAUUUUGCCAUCGCUGCCAUCUCUGUCUGUUUACUCAGGCUUUCUGCCUCAGGCUCUGCACUCACUAACAUGAGGGCAUCAGAGGUUUGAGUUCAUUCUUCUAUUGCGCUGCCUGGAGCAUGCACCACAUACUCCAAGCAGAGGCAGUUUCAAACACAUUAUACCACAUUGGAGCUCUUAAACUAUUAUUAAACUAUUCCAUAGCUUGAUAAUUGUCCCAAGCACAGCAAUAGUCUGUGGCCAUAUUAAAGUCACACAGGUGAAACUGGAUGAAGGGGUUUGUCAUUAUCUGUGAAUUCCUCCCACACAAUCAGGAGUUGGGCCACCAAACUUGGCACAAAGGUACAUCUUGAAGGCCUCUGAAGGUUCUCAUCUAUGUCAGGUAUUAUUAGGUCCUCGUAUUGCCUAGCAACCACCUAGCAAGAGGCUCAAAUGACUGCUUUACAUUCCUAUAACGCCUUAUGAAAUUAAAGCUAAUUUUAUAACUUCUUAUUUAUAUCCACAAAAUCUGAAUUAUGCAUGUUGAGCAACCACCUAGCAACAGGCUAAAAACCAUUUUUAGCAUAUGAACAACAUCGCUUAUUGUUUUUACUGUUCUCCCUGUGAUUAUGUAUAUCAGUUUGCCCACAGCACCAACAGGCCAAGCAAUACUGUAGCAUGGGCACGUAUGGGUUUCUCUAAUUUGUUACUCCUCGUCUCCUCUGUCUUCCCCGGAAAUCUGUCUCAAGUGUGCCGUGUUUAAGGAUGUCUCAUUCCUAAAAUGCAUCUGGAGGACAGAGGAGAGAGGAAGCUGCACAGGUAUGGCUUUGUGGUAGUUCUUUAACCUCUAGCGUAGGCCAUAAGAGCUAGGAUAUACAAACCGUGCUGGACUCUUUAAACAACUGCUCGUUUCAUCCUCCAACUGUUUCAGUUUUUAAGAUGAUCAGACUUUCUACUCUUCAGUGUUUCUGUGAAAAGUAAUAUCUGCUCACAUUGUGGCAUGUUGUAAAUUUAAGGGUUUUUUGCUUUUUUUAAGUGCUGUGAUAUCCUAAAAGACAGUAGUAGCCUUUAACAAAACCAUGGGCAAAUGAUGUGGCUGUGCUACACGUCACGUUUCAGUUCAUCCCGCAGAGCCAGUGACACCAUCAGCUGAAUCGCCCCGUGCCUGCUGCCUUUGAGGAAUGAUUGGGAUUCACUGUGGCAGCUCAGAAGUCUCACCAGUGUGCUGUGUGUCAUUAAUAUUUUAGCAAGUGUACAGUUUCUCAGAUGUGCGACCACAUGUUUAAUCUCAAAGGUUAAGUGAGCAGUGGAGAGGAAAGUGUGUACCAACACAGAGAGAGCAGAGGACGACGCGUGACUUGAGUACUUGAGUAACAACUAUGAUUUCCCAUACAGGGCGUCUUUUUAGUAAAUCUCAGUUACUGAAAAGCUUUUAUUUUGAAGAAACAUCAAUUGACCCAUAAAAACAAUUUCUGUGCCUGACGCAUCUUUUUUUUUUUUCUUACAUUAAACU
Messenger RNA from Pelmatolapia mariae (spotted tilapia), 2766 nucleotides. Its product is annotated as serine hydrolase-like protein. NCBI's taxonomy places the organism in Eukaryota, Metazoa, Chordata, Actinopteri, Cichliformes, Cichlidae. The coding region runs from base 106 to 1089 and encodes 327 amino acids. The record is from RefSeq and is a predicted model, not a curated record. The transcript has 12 exons.